Prunus armeniaca (apricot) is the source of this 1800-nucleotide messenger RNA. The record is from the annotation of a GenBank genome assembly. NCBI's taxonomy places the organism in Eukaryota, Viridiplantae, Streptophyta, Magnoliopsida, Rosales, Rosaceae.
AUGGCCACGUCAGCACCCCACGCCCUACGCACCCCAUUUCUCCGAAACCCCUCCCUCUCUCUCUCCUCCAAGCCUACUCUGUCCUCCGUUUUUCCCGUCUCUCUCUCCUCGCGCCGCCGGGCCGCGCCGCGGCUCGUGGUGGUGCUCUCCGCUGCCCGGCUCGACGCCAAGCCCACCGUUCUAGUCGCCGAGAAGCUCGGCGAGGCCGGGCUCGACCUCCUCAAGGAAUUCGCCAAUGUCGACUGCUCCUACAACCUCAGCCCCGAAGAGCUCUGCACCAAGAUCUCGCUUUGCGACGCGUUGAUCGUGCGGAGCGGGACCAAGGUCAGCCGCGAGGUGUUCGAGUCUUCCGGCGGCAGGUUGAAGGUCGUCGGUAGGGCCGGCGUCGGCAUCGACAACGUGGAUCUGGGGGCGGCGACUGAGUUUGGAUGCUUGGUGGUGAAUGCGCCGACGGCCAACACCGUCGCCGCCGCCGAGCACGGGAUUGCUCUCUUGACCGCCAUGGCUCGCAACGUCGCUCAGGCUGACGCGUCUGUGAAAGCCGGGAAGUGGCAGCGGAACAAGUAUGUUGGUGUUUCUCUUGUUGGGAAGACCUUGGCUGUGAUGGGAUUUGGGAAAGUUGGAUCUGAAGUGGCUCGGCGUGCCAAGGGGCUCGGCAUGCAUGUGAUCGCGCACGACCCAUAUGCACCCGCGGAUCGUGCUCGCGCCAUUGGUGUGGAGCUUGUGAGCUUUGAUGAGGCUUUGGCAUCUGCUGAUUUCAUAUCCUUGCACAUGCCUCUCACUCCCGCCACUUCAAAGGUUCUCAACGACGAGACUUUUGCGAAGAUGAAGAAGGGAGUUAGAAUCGUGAACGUUGCGCGUGGGGGAGUUAUUGACGAAGAUGCACUCGUCAGGGCACUCGACGGUGGAAUUGUUGCUCAGGCUGCUCUUGAUGUGUUCACUGUGGAGCCGCCACCACAAGGCAACACGUUGGUGUUGCAUGAGAGAGUUACUGCAACUCCUCACCUUGGUGCCAGUACCAUGGAGGCACAGGAAGGUGUGGCCGUUGAAAUUGCUGAAGCUGUCGUUGGAGCCUUGAAAGGGGAGCUUGCUGCCACUGCAGUCAAUGCACCAAUGGUUCCUGCUGAGGUGUUGACAGAACUGAAGCCAUAUGUUGUACUUGCCGAGAAACUUGGGAGACUGGCAGUCCAACUAGUGGCUGGAGGCAGUGGUGUGAAAACUGUCAAAGUUUCAUAUGCCUCAGCUAGGGCUCCUGAUGACCUUGACACUAGGCUGCUUCGAGCCAUGAUUACUAAGGGUCUCAUUGAGCCCAUUUCUGACGUUUUCGUGAACCUGGUGAAUGCUGAUUUCACUGCUAAACAGAGAGGACUAAGAAUAACAGAAGAGCGAACCGUUCUCGAUGGUUCACCCGAGAGCCCACUCGAUUCAAUCCAAGUUCAGAUUGCCAACGUGGAAUCCAAAUUUGCCAGUGCCAUAUCAGAGAGUGGAGAGAUUACGGUGGAGGGUCGGGUUAAGGAUGGGGUUCCUCACUUGACGAAGGUUGGAUCAUUCGAAGUUGAUGUGAGUUUGGAAGGUAGCAUAAUACUCUGCAGACAGGUUGAUCAGCCGGGUAUGAUCGGAACAGUUGGAAGCAUUUUAGGAGAGGAGAAUGUGAAUGUCAGUUUCAUGAGCGUUGGAAGGAUUGCGCCAAGAAAGCAGGCUGUGAUGGCAAUUGGGGUGGAUGACCAACCCAGCAAGCCAGCUUUGAAAAGGAUUGGAGAUGUUCCAGCCAUUGAAGAGUUUGUUUUCCUCAAGUUGUAG